UAGUUUAUCUCGUUACUAGGCAGCGACAUGGAUGUGUAAUAUAACCUAUAACGGGCAGUAAAGGUAAAAACCUUAUAUACUGUCUAUGGUAAAAACGGCGCUCGUUCGGAAAACCGAGGGAUGCAUACACUGUAGAAAGUAAACCGUAUACAGUCUAUGGUUAGUCGAUUGUAAAACAGACAAACUUUAGCUUAGACCACAACAACAGUGACCACAGUCCUGACCUGACUUUCUGUAACGUUACUUUCUUUAUUGUAAAGAGAGCUAUCCUCGCCGCCCUGGCCUCCUCAAGUGACUUUCGAGAGAAACUGCAGAAGAAACGACGUGCUUUGCAAGACACUUUGGUAAAAAAUAAAAAUGAGGACGACACUCAGGCUCUGGUUCCGUCGACCAAAUUGAGUGAGGAGAAACUGCAAACUACAAUGAAGGAACUUCAAAGCAGUGAGGAAGAUCCAGGAGAGACGCUGAAACGCACGUUAAGGGCUCAGAGACAGAGGCGGAAGAAAAGGCUGCUUGACCAGUCUUCAGCCCAGGAGUCCAAUGUGGAGGAGAUCUCCACCAUUCAGCACCACAGUGAAGAUGAGGGAUCAGCUGACAGGGCAGGCGACUCAGGGGUUUUGUCAAGACCUCCGACUGGUUCUCAGAGAGGUCACUCGGGAAUGCAGCAUUCUGCCAGCUCUCAGCAUUUAGACAGCUUUGUGACACGGCGCCUGGAAGAGAGACUGAGAGCAGCCAGAUCUAAAGGUGAGAGCCUCCAGCAGCAGGAGGCCUCUCUCGAGCCAACCAGUCGCCUGCAGAGCCUCAGAGACAGAGACACUGUUACAAGGUUUGACAAGAUAGAUCCGGACAGAGCUGGAAGACACGAUGACCCUCUGGCCCUCAGGACCAGGGUCACGUUCCGAGAAGCAGCCAGACGAACAGAAAAAGGCCUACCCACUGCUGAAGAGGCAUACAAUUUCUUUACACUCAACUUUGAGCUGGAGCCACAAGAUGGGACUGAGAAGAAGAGCAAGAAAAGAGAAAAACAGAAAAAAACAACAGAGAAGGACAGUGAUGAAGAAGGAGGAGGUGUUGUGGAAGAGCAGGAAGCUGCUGAAGUAGAUGAAGAUAAUCAAGAUGAAAAUGAAGACCAGAGUGAAGCGGCUCCUCUUGUGCGGGAUGAAGAGGAGGAUUUAUUUGUCAUUGAACAAUCGUCAAGGGACUUCCUGGAAGUAAAGAAAGCAGAGUAUAUUGGGUACCGAAAACGUAUUCAGCAAGAGAGUGAGCUCCUCUUUACGCCGAGUUUUCGAACAGUCCCAACUACCAUUAAACUGCCUGAAAACAUGAAGCCUCGUUAUCUGGAGGACGAGGGUCUGUAUGUAGGGGAGAGGCCUCCUAUAUCCCUGACCAAUGAGAACAUUCUGGAGAACCGUAUUUUGAAAAUGGAGGAGGGAAAGAAGUGGUUUGGAGAUGACGGCAGAAUCAUGGUUCUGCCUGACCCCAUAAAGGAAUCGUCCACCAGACCCCCUCUCUUUCACAUGGAGGAGGACCUGGAUCCUGCACUGCAGACUGUGUACAGGAAGGCGGUGAAGUCCAAGUAUGCAAAUCUGUACAUUGCUGGUGCAGCGGACCCCGAGGGAGACUACCAGCUUGAUGUGGAUGUCUCUGGGCUGAUCUUCUCCCAUCACCCACUCUUCAGUCGCGAACAUGUGCUGGGGUCUCGUCUGGCUCAACUGUAUGAUCAGUACCUCACCAGGCAGCACAAUAAUCUCACAGGACACCUUACUGACAAGUUGAAUGGAUUAAGGAGUGCGUUGCGGAAUAUACUUGAGAUCCAUGGGGGGGAGAGCCUUACUCAAGCCAUGCAGCGGAGGAUAUCGGAGUACAGUCUGGAGGUUAGGAACACUCGGCAGCUGCGAGACAGUGAGCAGGAGAAAGACAGGACUCUGCUGAAGCACAUAGUUAAAGUGUGGAAGGAGCUCAAGGCCCUGAGAGACUUUCAGAAGUUUACCAACACGCCCUAUAAGCUCUCGCUCAGAAGAGAAAAUGUUGACCGGACGUCAGAUGAGCGAGAGUACGAAGAUGAAAUCUUGGCAGAGGUUGUGGAAUUGGAGGUCGAGAUCGAGGAGGAUUACCAGAAAAAGUUUGCAGAGUAUAAGAAACAGCUGCAGGAGUGGAAGCUCUGUAGAAGGAAACCGAAAACCAAAAAGAAAAAGAGAAAAAAGAAGAAGAAAGGCCAGACACAGGAUGAGACAGAAGAAGAAGAUGAAGACCAGGAUGUGAGCGAAUCAGAGGGGCCCGUUGAAGAAGGACCCCCAAAGCCCGAGCCUCCAGAGAAGCCUGACUUUGACUCUAUAGAGCAGCGGGUCCGAGAGAAAGCCUCUAGGAUACGCAGGAAACCAGGAGAAUCCAUCCUGAUCCCUGAGCUGUCUGCAUCUGGAAACAUCACUGCCAGCGAACUCUGCCCCAGGCCUGAAACAGCUCGAAGAGAGGAUGUUACAAGGCGCUCUCUUUUUGUCAAGAUCCUUUAUAAUGACAAAGAAGUCUCCCGAACAGACAGCCGCUCCCUGAACACUGAUUUCAGAGUGCACUUUGGCCAGAUUUUCAAUCUCAAGAUAGUUAACUGUCCCCAAAGCAUCAAUUUGCAGGUGUUUGAGGAGAUUGGCUCAUCAUGCUACCUUCUGGCUCAAGUGUUUGUUCCAGUGCCAGAACCCUCAGUUGUUGUGGACAGAGUCUCUCUUGAGGAGUUUGAGUUUAGCAGCAACCAGAGAGUGAUGUUCGACCAUGAGGGUGUAGGAAGUGACGUGCCCCUCUCCUUUGAGGUGGAUGGCAGUAACAAACAGACCCUGCUGACCUCUGGGAAGUUGUCGUGCCGUGUUUAUUGGGGGUCUGGGGAGGACGAUGUACCACUCGCCCCACCUGUGUCUCAACAACAUGGCGGCAUACACAGUGGCUUGAGCCGUCUUGAUGCUGUUAAAUUUAUUGGGGCAUCUGGACUAUAUGACAUGAAGAAGAUUGGAGAGUGGGCCACACAGUCACGACUGGACCCCAACGAUCCAAAAAAUGCCUCCAUCAUGCAGCUGCUAAAAGUGGCCACUAGUGGAGAGGUAACAGCUCCAGAGUACUUCCGUCUAGAACAGCUGCAGGAGGAGUUUAACUUUGUGACUGAUGAAGAGUUGGAGAGGUCCAAAAGAUUUCGCCUGCUCACGCUUAGGAACCAGGAAGUUGCAGAGUUUCGAAAUUACAAGUGUGUUCCUUCUCUGGAGAGGGAGGUCACAGAUAAGGUGUUCCAGGAAUAUGAGAAGAGACUGAAAGAAGGAGAGAUAGUUGACACUAAAGAACAUCUGGAUUCACACCGAGCCUUAGUAGCCAAAUACCUUCAGAAGAUCCGAGAAUCGGUCAUCAACAGAUUUCUUCUUGCCAAGCAUCACUACAUUCUGUCUGACUUGGUGGUAGAAGAGGAGAUACCAAGCAUCGGGAUUCUGGGACUGAACUUUUUCAAGCUGGCUGAACCCAAGCGGCCGCUGAAGCCUCAGAGGAAAGCGAGGAAGAAGGUAACGGCUCAGAAUCUGUCUGAUGGAGACAUCAAACUGCUGAUCAACAUCAUCCGGGCCUUUGACAUCCCCAUCCGCAGGCCCCAGUCCAAUAAACCAGGACAGUCGUCUCAGAGUGCCAUCCAGGGCAGUGAUUGGCUCUUCAGCCAGGUACAAGUGAGGCCCUUUGUGGAGGUCUCCUUCCAGCGCACGGUGCUUCAAACGACCACAGCUGAUGGACCAAAUCCCUGCUGGAACGAGGAGCUGCAGCUACCGUUCAGUGCCCCAAAUGGGGACUACAGCGCUCCUGUCUUACAAUCAGUCAAAGACGAAGUCUUCAUCAACAUAUUUGAUGAGGUGGUUUAUGAAACUGGAGUGAAGGACCAAGACAGAGCAAAAUCAAUACACACCCGGGUAGAGAAGCACUGGCUGGGCUCCGUCAAGAUUCCUUUCAGCACCAUUUAUUUUCAGUCCAGGAUUGAUGGAACAUUCAAGGUGCAUACACCAGCGGUGUUGCUGGGCUACAGUAAGGAGCGGAGCUAUGGCACUAAUGGUGCCUACGAUACCUUGCGGAGCCUGAGUGAAGGAGCAUUCAUCACACUCUUCAUCACCAUUGAACCCCAGCUUGUGCCUGGAGAGUCUGUUAGAGAAAAGUUUGACAGCCAAGAGGAUGAGCGUUUACUGCAGGCUUCAGAGAGGUUCGAGAGGGAAGCAGCACAGGGCUACCCGGACCGACCCUGCAUUACCACCGUCACAGAUCUCAAUGGGAAGACCGUCUUCAUCACACGCUACAUUCGACCACUCAACCCCCCACAGGAGUUACUGGAUGCAUCCCCCGAUAACCCCCAAGAGACCACGGCCCUGGUUGCCCGAUUUGUCUCGCUCAUCCCUUCUCUGCCGGACAGAGUUUCGUUUUCUGGCGCCUGUGACCUGUGGAGCACCUGUGAUCAAUUCCUCACCCUCCUAGCAGGAGAUGAAGAAGAACAUGCUGUACUGUUGUGCAACUACUUCCUGUCUAUGGGCAAGAAAGCCUGGCUUAUAAUUGGCACUGCUAUACCAGAGGGACCCACAGCGUAUGUCUUGACUCUUGAGCAGAGCCGCUACCUGAUCUGGAAUCCCAGCAGCGCUCAGUACUACGGACAGUAUGACACCUUCUGCCCACUGCAAACCAUUGGUUGUCUGGUCAAUGCUGACAAUAUGUGGUUCAACAUUCAACAAUAUACAUCACCAAUGAGUGUGAGUUUUGACACCACCAAAGCCAAUUUGUGGAAACCGUUUUUCUCGCGAUCCUUCUCCCACCCUGGACUGUCGAGUGUACAACCAGAGGAGCUGGUAUAUCGGGGCACAGACAAAGCAGCCGCAGCAGAGCUUCAGGACAGAAUUGAGAAGAUCCUAAAAGAGAAGAUCAUGGAGUGGCGCCCUCGUCACCCAACCCGCUGGAACCGUUACUGCACCACUACCUUGAAACAAUUCCUGCCCAAACUGGAGCUGAGCGGGGGGCAGGACAUGGCGGAGGGGCACCGCCACGAGUUGCAGAGCCUGCUGGGAGACAACAAUAUUUCAGGAUUCCCGCUGCAUAUGCCAUUCUCUGAGAUCCGGCCCAUCAUAGAGGCAGUGUACAGCACUGGAGUUCACAACGUUCAGGCAUCAAAUGUGGAGUUUGCCCUGGCCGUGUAUGUGCACCCCUACCCCAAUAAUGUCCUGUCUGUGUGGGUGUACCUGGCCUCAUUGGUGCGUACAUGAAACAAGAGACACUCAUCUUACUGUGGAUUGCUGGGCUGUACUGCUAUUGUACAGUACCAGUUAAAAUCAAUACACACCCGGGUAGAGAAGCACUGGCUGAGCUCUGCUUUCCCAUUCAAGUCAAUGAGAAAGAGGUCCAAACCUUUGACUGUUACUGUAUAUAAAUGAGCUUUAGCUUCUUUCUUCUUUUUUAAGAAAACUUUAUGUAAUUACAUUAUUCACACACUGCACACUAUUGUAUAUCUAAUGUAUAUAAUGAAUAGGUAGUUACCAGUUUGAUACCUGUACAUCAAUUCCAAUGACCUUGUAUUAAAUCUUACCUUUCUGAACCUUA
Messenger RNA from Perca flavescens (yellow perch), 5589 nucleotides. It is a transcript of the gene cc2d2a, whose product is annotated as coiled-coil and C2 domain containing 2A. Gene Ontology annotation, cellular component: ciliary transition zone. The transcript is spliced from 38 exons. Gene Ontology annotation, biological process: protein localization to ciliary transition zone; non-motile cilium assembly. The record is from RefSeq and is a predicted model, not a curated record. Bases 423 to 5255 code for a protein of 1610 amino acids. NCBI's taxonomy places the organism in Eukaryota, Metazoa, Chordata, Actinopteri, Perciformes, Percidae.